AGGCUUCACACUUGGAUCCUGCCCCACAGCACUGCAGCCAGCCAGGAUCAUAGAUGUGCCACAUGUGCCGAGACACAGGUCCUUAUCAUGUGACCUUCACGCUGAGGAGCACUGGCUCCCUACUGUCUGCACCACCAGUGGCUGGGCUUUCACAGGUCUGUGAAAAAUGGAACCAAACUCUCUGAGGACUAAAGUCCCAGCUUUCUUAUCUGACUUGGGAAAGGCCACAUUGAGGGGAAUCAGAAAGUGUCCUCGAUGCGGCACAUACAACGGAACCCGGGGACUGAGCUGUAAGAACAAGACGUGCGGGACCAUAUUCCGGUACGGCGCACGGAAGCAGCCUAGCGUGGAAGCUGUCAAAAUCAUCACAGGCUCGGAUCUGCAGGUCUACUCAGUGCGGCAGAGAGACCGGGGCCCCGAUUACCGAUGUUUCGUGGAGCUCGGUGUCUCCGAGACGACAAUCCAGACGGUGGAUGGGACAAUCAUCACUCAGCUGAGCUCUGGACGGUGUUAUGUCCCCUCAUGCCUGAAAGCUGCCACCCAAGGCGUUGUGGAAAACCAGUGCCAGCACAUCAAGCUGGCAGUGAACUGCCAGGCGGAGGCCACCCCUCUGACCCUGAAGAGCUCGGUCCUGAAUGCAAUGCAGGCCUCCCCAGAAACCAAACAGACCAUCUGGCAGCUAGCCACUGAGCCCACAGGUCCCCUGGUACAAAGAAUUACUAAAAAUAUCUUGGUGGUGAAAUGCAAGGCAAGCCAGAAGCAUAGUUUGGGGUAUUUACAUACGUCUUUUGUGCAGAAAAUCAGUGCCAAAAGCUUACCCGAGCGCCGCUUCUUCUGCUCCUGCCAGACUCUGAAGUCACACAAGUCAAACGCCUCCAAGGACGAGGGAGCCCAGAGAUGCAUUCAUUUCUUUGCCUGUAUCUGUGCCUUUGCCAGUGAUGAGACAUUGGCUCAGGAAUUCUCAGACUUCUUAAAUUUUGAUUCCAGCGGUCUUAAAGAGAUUAUUGUGCCCCAGUUAGGUUGCCAUUCAGAAUCAACGGUAUCGACGUGCGAGUCUCCUGCCUCUAAGCCAAAAAAGAGGAAAAAAGACGAAGUAUCUGGUGUACAGAUGAGCAACUCACUACUGCCUCAAGAUGCAGUGAGCAGCAAUCUGAGGAAAAGUGGCCUGAAAAAGCCUGUGGUUGCUUCUUCAAUAAAAAGGCAGGCUUGUGGUCAGCUGUUAGAUGAGGCACAAGUAACCUUAUCCUUCCAAGACUGGCUGGCCAGUGUCACAGAACGGAUCCAUCAAACCAUGCAUUAUCAGUUUGAUGGCAAACCUGAGCCACUGGUAUUCCACAUUCCUCAGUCCUUUUUUGAUGCCCUACAGCAGAGAAUAUCUAUAGGAAGUGCAAAGAAACGGCUCCCCAACUCCACCACAGCAUUUAUUCGGAAAGACGCCUUGCCCCUGGGAACCUUUUCCAAGUAUACCUGGCAUAUCACUAAUAUCCUGCAAGUCAAACAAAUCUUAGACACCCCUGAGAUGCCCUUGGAAAUCACCCGUAGCUUUAUACAGAACCGAGAUGGGACUUACGAGUUGUUUAAAUGCCCGAAAGUAGAAGUCGAGAGCAUAGCAGAAACCUACGGCCGCAUCGAAAAGCAGCCAGUGCUGAGGCCCUUGGAGCUCAAGACUUUUCUCAAAGUUGGCAACACUUCCCCCGAUCAAAAGGAGCCGACACCUUUUAUCAUUGAGUGGAUCCCAGAUAUCCUUCCCCAGUCCAAGAUUGGUGAGCUGCGGAUCAAGUUUGAGUAUGGCCACCACCGGAACGGGCAUGUGGCAGAGUACCACGACCAGCGUCCUCCACUUGACCAGCCCUUGGAACUGGCUCCUCUGACCACUAUCACUUUCCCUUGAAGCAAAACAAGAAUCUUUUGCUGCUAAAUUUGCACAUCCUCUGCCCUUGACACCUUCAAAUAGUAGUCAGGCACUUCGAUGGCCCUGUUGCUUAGAGAACUGCUCUCAACUACGAUGUAAUUUCUCAGUCCUUUCCAGUGGCUCUGUGGAAGAAAAGGUCUUUGUAAAUACCCCUUUUUGGUGCUGAUGUAUACAGUGUUCAUGUAAAUUGGGCAGUAUUACUGGCUAGAAUUUUAAAUGGAACAAAAAAAAUCAGCUUGCUUUUCUUCUUACAGACCCACCUUUAGUGUUUCUUUCUUUCAAAUCUCUAAGAAGUUAGCAGCACUCAGCAUUAUACCAACAGUGUUUGAAAGUUCGUAAUACCCCGGUUAGGGCAGAGUGUUACAGAACAUCCUGGCAGAGUUCCAGCCAUACUCUACUCUGUUCUCAAAUAAAGCACAGUGUCAUUAGUUUUCCAAGUA
Molecule: messenger RNA, 2352 nt
Organism: Tupaia belangeri chinensis (Chinese tree shrew)
Lineage: Eukaryota; Metazoa; Chordata; Mammalia; Scandentia; Tupaiidae
Gene: CUNH2orf42
Product: chromosome unknown C2orf42 homolog
Exons: 9
Coding region: 167-1891 (574 amino acids)
Cellular component (GO): nucleus
Source: RefSeq, a predicted model, not a curated record